Messenger RNA from Tuber aestivum (summer truffle), 544 nucleotides. Lineage: Eukaryota; Fungi; Ascomycota; Pezizomycetes; Pezizales; Tuberaceae. The record is from the annotation of a GenBank genome assembly.
ACCGCUCGCGACUCACCUCUCGACCCAAUCCCGAAUACCCACCAAACAAAAACUCAAAGCAGGUAUUCUCCAUCCCCAAUUCCCACCUUGAAACCGGAAUCUAAUGCAACCUUACAUCAGCUACCAUAACCUUUCUCAAUCGAAUCACCAGUAACACACCCCUCUUCCACUACCCACUCCCCCAUCAAACCACGACUAACUAAAGCCACUCAGUGCUUUUAAAGUCCCUUCCCGCUCUCGCCCUAUUGAUGGCCUUCGCUCACGCAGUCGCGCUACCCGAUUCGCUUGCGGAACCCGACUUCAGCAAACUCGAUAAGCGCGAUUGUAUUAGUGACGGCUGCUAUUGCAAAGAGGGGUCUGAAGGGGACUACUGCGGGUACUGCAUCCCCCUCCAGCCAGGGUAUUGCCCGGAUGGUGCCAACUGCGAGCAUUACUUGUACCAUUGCGGUUCCGGUAAAUGCUGUAGGUAUCAGAACGAAGAGAGCUGCAAGAGACUUACUCGGCGUUGUUAAAAUAUAUAUAUUUUUAUCUCAAAGACUGAGUG